Molecule: messenger RNA, 582 nt
Organism: Bombyx mori (domestic silkworm)
Lineage: Eukaryota; Metazoa; Arthropoda; Insecta; Lepidoptera; Bombycidae
Gene: Erb.2
Product: chorion protein gene ErB.2
Exons: 2
Coding region: 1-582 (193 amino acids)
Biological process (GO): chorion-containing eggshell formation; multicellular organism development
Cellular component (GO): egg chorion
Molecular function (GO): structural constituent of egg chorion
Source: RefSeq, marked provisional
AUGGCAUUUAAAGCUAUCCUAGUUUUCGCUUCAGCACUUUUUCUAGAGUCUGCCUUGGGCCAGUGUCUUGGCCGAGCCGGUCCUGGUCUUGGAGCAUACCGUGGCGGUUGGGACGGCCUUGGCUACGAUGGUCUGGGCUAUGAUGGUAUCGGUUACGGAUGGAACGGUCGCGUUGGUUGUGGAGGCUUCGGUGAUGAUAUCGCAGCUGCCAGCGCCCUCGGAGCCUCUCAUGGAGGUACUCUUGCUGUCGUAUCUUCGUCUGCAGCUCCUACCGGCCUGGGCGUGACUUCUGAGAAUUCUUACGAGGGUUCCGUGGGUGUCUGCGGUAAUCUGCCGUUCCUGAGUACAGCAGCUGUCGCCGGUGAAUUCCCCACUGCUGGUGUUGGUGGUAUUAACUCCAGCUGUGGUGACGGUGCCGUUGGUAUAACAGCUGAAGGUGGUAUUGGUUACGCUCCAGCUGUUGCCAUUGCUGCCCCUGUCUAUAACGCAGCCCCUACCCCUGUCUAUGGAGCUGGUAUCGCACCAGCUGCCUACAGCGGUGUGAACCGCGGAUGCGGUUGUGGAGCUAACUACGGAUAUUAA